AUGGGUAUGCGGCUACGAACAUCAUCUUUCUUCCAGUCUCGAAACAUCUCUGGACAGUCGACUCGCAGUGCUCAAAGUUCUCCGCUGGUAUCUCCUGCUGCUGAGAAGGCUGGAUUUCUGUCUACAUCGGAACAACCUCAACAUCUCCUAUCACCCAAUCCUCAAUCGAGACCAUCAUCUCGUCUUCGCAAUGGAAGUCCUCCCUCACCACCUUCUGAUACAUUGUUCGAUGAACGGACUGCCGACACACUGCAUCCAACUGUCGUCGAGAGGGACGAGGAAAAGAACCGCCGGAGGUCGUGGUUUGGACGAAGUAAGAGCACCGAAAGCAUGGAACGAGGCCCCGCGGCAUGGAUCGUUGGUCAUCCGGAGCGACGACUAUACGACCUUGGUCGUCUGACAAGCGGAGAACAGUUGUCAGAGUUAUGGGAUGAAAGCGCAAACUGUGAGAUAUAUUUGUUCCCUAGGACUUCUGGCAAGGGUCCUUCGUUCCGACUCGACUCGAAAUUAUUGGCUUCGUCCAAGUUAUUGACCGAGUUGGUUCUGCCUUCCGGGUCUGAUAUCAACUCGAACACUACCGAGCCUCAUACGCCUCCUAUGACUCCUAAGACCGGAUCAAGGUGCGAGCUCUUCUUGCCCAUCGCACUAAAAUCUGACAUGGUGUUGUCGGUGCCUACUGGGUCUCAAGAACUAUUGGGUGACGAGGAGACGCUUGUUGCGGCCCGCAAUCUCUUUGCUUUCCUUGCUGGAGAGUCCUUAGUUGCCACGCAGAAGACCCCGACUAUGUUCUCUGUCUUCUCCAAAGUAUCGGAGACUCUUAAACAGUUCGGUUUCUCCAACCUCGAUGGUUCCACGUUCGGUGAGAUUGCAAUGUCCAGUUUCGAUAAAUACGUGGAUGAGCUCGGCCUGGCAGACGUGAGAUCAAGCCGUGAGAAGACCAUCGAGGGCGUCGUUCUAGGAGAGCGCAUGAAGAAUAUCAAGCUGUACAACGAAUCUUUCACUCAUGCUGUCGGUACGCACGAUGAGCUCUUGAAGAUGAGAAGCCCAAAAUUCAGACUCAUCAGCCCCAUCUCUGCCAACAGGCUGGGACGUGCAGCGAUGGACCUGGAAAAGCGCACAGCAAGCGUUCGGCACACCUUGGAAGACUUUGACUUCCCGCAACUCUUUUCUGGCCUUCUGAACAGCAAAACAGCCGAGGAGCGCAAGGACGUUGAUUUUGACUCCUUACGAGAUUCGUUUCUCGCCACUCGAAAGUUUGUCGUUGCAUUCUACAAAAAUCGCUAUGGUUCGUGGCCGCCGAAGGCAUCGAAGAAGAACGAGCUCGAAACGAGCGGUCUCAACCGAACGGUCUGUCGAGAUCUGUACCAUGAUCUUUGCGCCGUGUACGACCUGUUGGUAGACCGCUCAAGUCUAACAAACCGUACUGCAGACGGUGUCUUGAUUGACGAUAGGGAUGCUGAUGCGCCACGGGUACGAGCACUUCGUGCGGUACUAAGUGAAUAUGACCGCUCCUCGCCGCCAGUCAAGCCGCCAAUUCCCUACGAUCUUCCUAUGAUUCCAUCACUAAGGCAGACCCGGUGUAAUGGAUGGGGCGAUGCGAAGAAGGAAGCGAAGGCCAUGUCGAAGAGACUAAAAGACGACGACGUUGCGGAGAUCAUGACAGCCUCACACAAUAUUGACGUGCCUCCUNCGCCAUUCUUGAACUCUUUCAGAGAAGUCGAACGCAAAGCGGCGAAACAUCGCACUAUCAAGGAACUGGCAGAAGUUCGCAUGGGCCAAUGGCUUUUCGUCUACGCCGUACUGCAAGCUUUACCGAUGGUCACUGUCGACGGACCUCAACUUCAAUAUACUCAGGGUGUAGAGUAUUUCCUCUGCGAGUCUCCCAGAUUCGGUGUGCCUUGGGCGAGGGAAGAGGCGCUGCGCGACGCGAGUCGUACCGGAAUAGCCAGAGCAGGAGGUAUCGCCCACCUCCCUGCUGAUGAUUUCCAUCAUGGCGCCGAGGGUAUAUACUUCCGGAGCCACUGCUGGCAGGCAGCAAAGAAAUGGAGUGCUGGAGACACAGCACUGACCUCAGUACUCCAUUCGCAACACCUUAUUGAUACAUAUGAAGUCGAUCCUCCAGCGGUAGCUAGAGUUCAGGCACCUUCUAGUAGGAGUGGCAGUCCUGCGGGCGAUGUCCAGAGUCGGAAUGCAGUGGGCCUUGGUCUGGAUUUACCCAAGACUCGACCAGCAAGACCAGUGAGCGUGUAUGAUCCAAACUUGACCUUCGACUCAAUCUUAGGUAGUACCCCAACGGGUGCGGACAAGAAGAAGAAGUAG
This is a messenger RNA of Aureobasidium vineae, 2319 nucleotides long. Lineage: Eukaryota; Fungi; Ascomycota; Dothideomycetes; Dothideales; Saccotheciaceae. The record is from the annotation of a GenBank genome assembly.